CCGCACGGGCGGCCGUCGUUCGCUCUAUCGGCCUACAUUCACACAUGACUCGAAUACUACUCGAAUACAAAUCGAUAUCAUACUGAUCCACUGAACGAAAUCGGAUCGUGUCACGUGCCAAAUAUAAUAUACUGUGCUCAAUAAAUAAAAAUAAAAAUAAACAAUAACAAUAGACAACUAGCGCUGAACAAAUAGAUACUGCCGUGUUAAUUACAACGAAUGAUUGUAAAAUAUCUCACUGUGAUUUGUGUUCAUGAAUGAUUUGUGUGUGUGAAACGAUUAACUUGUGAGUGUGUUUAGAUAUGUAUGUUGAAGUUUUAAUUAAUAUCUAAUUAAAACAGAAUGAGAGCGGCAAAAGCGAUAUUUCUCAUUUUAUUUUUCGGUCAUCUAUCUGCACUUCCAGAUACAAUUCGAAUCGGUGGACUGUUCCAUCCUGAGGAUGAUAAACAAGAAGUAGCAUUUCGAUAUGCAGUGGAGCGAGUGAACGCUGAUAGAGCGAUAUUGCCAAGAGCGAAGUUACUGGCACAAGUUGAGACUAUAUCACCUCAAGAUAGUUUCCAUGCUUCAAAAAGAGUGUGUCACCUUUUACGAAGCGGUGUAGCAGCUAUAUUUGGGCCCCAAUCAGCACCAGCAGCAGCUCACGUUCAAUCUAUAUGUGACACAAUGGAAUUACCUCACUUGGAAACCAGAUGGGACUAUCGCACGCGACGGGAAUCCUGCCUUGUCAACCUAUAUCCUCAUCCAGCCGCUUUAAGUCGAGCAUAUGUUGACCUUGUUCGAGCCUGGGGUUGGAAAUCCUUUACCAUUGUGUAUGAAAAUAGUGAUGGCUUGGUUCGUCUCCAAGAAUUACUCAAAGCUCACGGCCCAUCAGAGUUGCCUGUUGCUGUCAGACAACUGCCUGAUUCACAUGAUUACAGACCAUUGCUGAAGCAAAUAAAAAAUUCCGCAGAAUCACACAUUGUACUAGAUUGCACUACUGAGAGAAUCCGAGAUGUUCUUCAACAAGCGCAACAGAUUGGCAUGAUGUCUGAUUACCAUAGCUACCUUAUAACGUCACUUGAUCUUCAUAGUGUAGAUUUAGAAGAAUUUAAAUAUGGAGGCACCAAUAUAACAGCAUUAAGAUUACUCGAUCCCGAACGAAGUGAUGUCCAAAAAGUCAUAAGGGAUUGGGUUUACGACGAAGCCCGGAAAGGGCGAAAGUUACAACUAGGGCACACCUCAGCAAAGGAAAAUAUGACGUUUAUAAAGACGGAGACAGCUCUCAUGUAUGAUGCAGUACAUCUUUUUGCAAAAGCUUUACAUGAUCUAGAUACAUCACAACAAAUUGAUGUAAGACCACUUUCGUGCGAAGCAGAAGAUACUUGGCCUCAUGGAUACAGCCUUAUUAAUUAUAUGAAAAUUGUUGAAAUGAAAGGCUUAACUGGAGUUAUAAAGUUUGACCAUCAAGGAUUCCGAAGCGAUUUCACUCUAGAUAUAAUUGAACUGACAAGGGACGGUCUUCAAAAGGCGGGAACUUGGAACUCCUCUGAGGGAGUCAAUUACACAAGGUCAUACGGAGAUAAUCAAAGGCAAAUAGUGGAGAUACUGCAAAAUAAAACUCUUAUUGUUACUACAAUUUUGAGUGCACCAUAUUGUAUGAGGAGAGAGGCGAGUGAGAGGCUAACAGGGAACGCACAAUUCGAGGGGUAUGCCAUUGAUCUCAUUCACGAGAUAUCUAAAAUUCUGGGCUUCAAUUAUACAUUCAAGUUGGCGCCAGACGGUCGAUACGGUUCCUACAACCGUGAGACUAAAGAGUGGGACGGAAUGAUAAGAGAAUUGCUGGAGCAACGUGCCGAUGUCGCUAUCGCUGAUCUUACUAUAACUUACGAUAGGGAGCAAGUGGUCGACUUCACGAUGCCGUUCAUGAAUCUCGGUAUCUCAGUGCUAUACCGCAAGCCCAUUAAACAACCGCCGAACUUGUUCUCCUUCCUCUCGCCCCUCUCCCUAGACGUCUGGAUUUAUAUGGCUACAGCGUAUCUGGGUGUCUCCGUUCUACUGUUCAUACUUGCCAGGUUCAGUCCGUACGAGUGGGACAGCCCCAGGAACUGUCUAGACGAGCCGCCGGUGUUGGAGAAUCAGUUCACUCUGUUGAACUCGCUGUGGUUCACUAUCGGGUCCUUGAUGCAGCAAGGUUCGGAUAUCGCACCGAAAGCGGUAUCAACGCGUAUGGUAGCAGGAAUGUGGUGGUUCUUCACAUUAAUUAUGAUAUCAUCAUAUACCGCCAAUCUAGCCGCCUUCCUAACUGUGGAACGCAUGGACUCUCCCAUUGAAAGCGCUGAAGAUCUAGCCAAGCAGACUAAGAUUAAGUACGGAGCUUUGAAGGGAGGAUCUACCGCUGCCUUCUUUAGGGACUCGAACUUUUCUACGUACCAACGAAUGUGGUCGUUCAUGGAAUCAGCCCGCCCCACAGUCUUCACAAGUAGCAAUAAAGAAGGGGAGGAACGGGUGAUGAGGGGCAAGGGCUCUUAUGCCUACUUGAUGGAGUCAACCACUAUUGAGUACGUGGUCGAGAGGAAUUGCGACCUAACACAAGUGGGCGGGAUGCUCGACUCGAAGGGAUAUGGAAUUGCCAUGCCGCCUAAUUCGCCAUAUCGCACCGCGAUAAGCGGAGCCGUACUCAAACUGCAAGAAGAAGGAAAAUUACACAUCUUAAAAACUAAAUGGUGGAAAGAAAAACGCGGGGGAGGGUCUUGUAGGGACGAGACAUCAAAAUCGUCGUCGACUGCUAAUGAGCUUGGCCUAGCGAACGUCGGCGGCGUAUUCGUCGUACUGAUGGGUGGUAUGGGGGUGGCUUGCGUUAUCGCAGUCUGCGAAUUUGUCUGGAAGUCUCGUAAGGUCGCCGUGGAUGAGCGGGCUUCACUUUGCUCGGAAAUGGCGUCGGAGCUACGUUCGGCAUUGAAAUGUCCAAGCGGCACUGGUAGCGGCGGCAAUCCGGGGAGCACGCGAGACGGGGCCGGCUCCCCCUACUUGCACUAUGGUUUCAGUACCAAGAGUCAGCUCCACUAGCGCCCGGAUCCUGCCUCCUCGCCCCCCAGCGAUGUGUAGGCACUGUGGACUUUGAUAAUGUGCUUUCUGUCAUUAUCACUAACAGACAAAUACGUGACGUGAAUUUAUAAACUUGGUAAGAUCUUUAAAUGCAAAUUAUACUUAAUCACUGUAAUAUGUAUUGUAAAUAAUUCAUAUCUUGUCGAAAACAAUAUGACGAUGUUGUGAACUAAUGUAUUUUAAGAAAUUACGUUGUGCCAAUGCCAAUAAAUGUUUCGAAUUGUUAAAUUGUAAAAAUGAAAAUUGAUUUCUAAAUUUAAAAUCUGUGCCAAAAUCAAGAAUUUCAAUUUCUUCAUUUAAAACGCCUAUUAAACCAUAGGUUUUGUUAUCCGUUUUAUCAAAGUCCUGCUUAUUACUGGUUAAAAAUCUGACAGUCUUACAAAACUAAAAUUUGUUAUUUCGUUUAACAAAACUCUAAGUGAUUAAAUAUUAUUUAGCCAGUGUAUUAAUGUUUAUUUGUAAAUUGAUAUGCCACAAUCUAUAGAUUUUUGAAAAAAAAUGUUACAUUAAUAAUUAGUAAUUAUUGAGCUAACGCCUCUGUCUUGAGGAGACGGACGUUGACAGUCACGACACAGUUUUUAACUAAUGUGGCUGUUAUCGUACACCAUCCUACAUUUGUAUUAUAACAAAAAUUUUUUGAUUCCAAAAAAUAUUAUUACUAAGCACCCUUAACACAGAUGUAAGGCGUGCUUUUGUUUAAACAUGUAUUGCACAUCUAUCUAUCGUAAAUUUCUUUUCUUUUUUGGAAAAAGGCGGUGAACAUUUAAUAUAAUGAUUGAUAGAAAAUACCAGAAGGUGAUAUUAUUAAACACCGGUAAUUUAUAAUUCAUUACUUAUAGGAAAAUAAUUGACCCUAUCGUUUAAUAGGUGGGAAAGCCAAUUUGCUGUUACUUUUAACAAUUAUCGUGUAAACAUUUUCGAAGUAGAAUAUACCUAAUAUUAUAUUUAGAUUACCUAUUGGUGUUUUAUACAUUUAAUUCUAUUAGAAUUAAAAUCACAUUUUAUAUAAGUCCUAAGGUUAACAUUGUAAGUGUAAUUAAUUGAAUGUUCCAUUAAAUACAUUCUUAUCGAAUUCAAUUGUAAAUAAAUCUUCUAUAGAAAUUUUACUAUUAUUAUCUAAUACAAUUUCUUUGAUUAUUUAAGUAAACUUGUUAAGUUUGUGAUAUUUAUCUAUUUAAAGACUUAUUAUAAUCUGCAAAUUUAAUUAUCAUAAUGGAUGGUAAAUGUUACUUUAUUGUAAAUUAAUGUUUAUUUGUUGCCAUUAUUUUAAUUAAAAAAUAUAAAAAUAAUACAAUUAAUACCAAUGCUCUAAUUUAUGGCAGCUCAAAUUGUGCCAAAGAUCUAGGUAACUCUUAUUAGGUAUACAUAUUUUGUAAGUUCACCUUUCGGAGCUGAAUUUAAACAAAUAAAUUGUUUUACUAA
This is a messenger RNA of Galleria mellonella (greater wax moth), 4506 nucleotides long. It is a transcript of the gene KaiR1D, whose product is annotated as glutamate receptor ionotropic, kainate 2. Lineage: Eukaryota; Metazoa; Arthropoda; Insecta; Lepidoptera; Pyralidae. Gene Ontology annotation, cellular component: postsynaptic membrane; plasma membrane. The coding region runs from base 343 to 3045 and encodes 900 amino acids. Gene Ontology annotation, biological process: monoatomic ion transport; modulation of chemical synaptic transmission; synaptic transmission, glutamatergic. The record is from RefSeq and is a predicted model, not a curated record. The transcript is spliced from 18 exons. Gene Ontology annotation, molecular function: transmitter-gated monoatomic ion channel activity involved in regulation of postsynaptic membrane potential; glutamate-gated receptor activity.